Molecule: messenger RNA, 6673 nt
Organism: Drosophila obscura
Lineage: Eukaryota; Metazoa; Arthropoda; Insecta; Diptera; Drosophilidae
Gene: fwd
Product: phosphatidylinositol 4-kinase beta
Exons: 12
Coding region: 1186-6444 (1752 amino acids)
Biological process (GO): phosphatidylinositol phosphate biosynthetic process; phosphatidylinositol-mediated signaling
Cellular component (GO): membrane; cytoplasm
Molecular function (GO): 1-phosphatidylinositol 4-kinase activity
Source: RefSeq, a predicted model, not a curated record
AAAAAAAAUCUGAAUAAAUUUGUGGUGGAUUUGGGCGCUCCGCUGCGUGUUUUUUUAAUUAAUUAAUGUUCGUUGUUCGUGGGAAAAAAAGAAAUAUACAAAUUGUUGAGUGCAUCGUAGUGCCUGCAGAAAGCAAUGUGUGCACAUAUAAAAUAUAUUAUUGAAUUGUACUCCCUUGUAUACACACUGUUUUGGGCGCGUCUCUUUUUGUUCCCUCGUCCGAGUGUGUGUUUGUGGCCGUGCAAGCAGAGCCACACCGCGUCAGCUAAAAUAAAUAUACUGCUCAUAUGUUUAUGUUCUAAAAGAAACAAAGCAGUGUUGAAUCAAGCAAUAUGUUAAUCAAAUAUUGAAACAAGUGUCCAAAUUGGGAUUUUUUCGUUGUAUAUUCGCUCGUUGACGCUCGGACACACAAACCCAUACACCUACAAAUCACACACACACACACAUGCAGCAAUACCGAAACGAGAUUUUGCAAGUCGCGUCCGUGUAGCUGUGGCUGUAGUUGUAGCUGUAGCUGUGGUUGCUUGUGCAUCUACAAUAUUCAAUUGUUUACUGCUUGGCAUAGCUGGCUUCGAGGGCAGGAAAAAGCAACAAUAUCUGUGAGCAACAACAAAGGUGUCACAGUGGCCAGCCUUCACAUUUCCACCUGCCUCUGCAUCUGUGCCCGUUGCCGUGUCUGUGACUGUGUGUGAAGCAUAAUAGGAGGAAUUUGAGGUCUCCGUUUUUUUGUGAUUUCCAAUGUGAAAAGCUACAAGUGAAAGUGCCAAGCCCUGCUUAUCUCCGCUAAUUGAUAUUAGACUGGCACAAAGUGGAUUACACCCUUACCGAACAACACCCAUCUGCAUAAUCACCUCUGGACUAAACAAUAAUAAGCCUCUGCUUCAGUGACAACAAAUAACAAAAACAACAUACAGAAGUGCUAGUACGGCAGAUAUGAGGGCCACACGUUCCAUGUCAUUGACUGAAGCCUCCGCCAGGUCAGAAAGAUGAUGAGCAGCCCAUCAACAUCAACCAAAACACAGCAUUUUAUUCGGGAACACAUCCACGUGCAAUUGAAAACGAAAAAAUUUCGAUGAUUUCGCCACUAGAAGGAGCCACAAACUAAACCUCACUCCGGAAAUUCCGAAAGAAUCCAAGUGGGAGCCACUCUCACUUUCCUCCUCUCGCACCUCUCUAGCCAUCAAAAUGAACUCCGUCAUAUCUGCAUUUAAAGGAAAAAAGAACAGUGCGGCAAGCGGCAACACGCUGGUUGCAUCGAACGGCAUUGUCGGCGCACCUUCUGCCGAUACAAAACAAAACCAAAACAGUGGCCUGAUCGGUGUCGGCAUCAGCAUAGCCAGUGUCAGCGGAGGAGUGGCCCAGAAGAAAUCGGUGGCACAGAGCAGCGGCUACCAGUACCUGCGCCACAUCCGUGAGAUAGAGACUGCCAACAAGCUGCUAUCCCCAGUCGUGGUAGUGGCGGAAGACACGGCUGGCGCCGAUGUGGUGGAUCACUGCCUACCCACCACCGUGCGUCUGUCCAGUGCUGAGUCCUUUUCCGACUUCAAUAUGAAUGGAAAGAAUGUUGACGCUGUGGGGGCAGCUUCCGCCCCCAUAGAAAAUGCAAACAUGGAGUUCAACGACUCGUGGGUCGCCCCCCAACUUCCAGCAACAGGGACGGCGGAUGACGAAGACAUUUCGGAGUUCUCGGCUGCCGCCUGCAACAGCACCAGUAGCUCCAGCGAGCACAGCAACAGCACCGUGGUGCACAGUCCAACGGUGGCGGAGGGCACCUGCACUUCGGCAAGCCACCCCAGUCCCAGCCUGAGUCUGCACAGCUCCUCGUCCACAAACUGCGGGAUCACUAGCCCCCCGCGCAACCAGAGCCAUUCUUUCAUGGCUAUCAGCUGCGAGACGUAUUCGACGUCCACCACAACCCUCUCCUCGUUUGGGUCGGACCUGGGCCUCGGCCAUGACAACUUCCAGUCCCAGUCGAAUGUCUGCAGCGAGUAUGGAUCCUCACAAACGACGCCAUUAACCUCGCCCGUGGCAACACCGCGUCACGUCAUGGACGAUAGAGGGGCGGUGGCAGGGAAUGGAAAUUAUAUACCCGCCUUUUUAAUGGCUGCACCGGUCACAUUGCCCCUCAGCGGCGGCCCUAUGUCUACCACGGCCGUGUCGGCUGUCAACUCAGCGGCCAGUACACCCAAGCACACACGCUGCUCGAAGCCACGCCUCAGCCUGACCCGCGUGUUCAACCACUCGAUGCCCUCGGUUCAUGGACGACCCAAUCUCAGUGUGGCACUAGGCGACAGGCUCGAUAGCGGACUAGCGGCCACUGCCGGACACGGUGUAAAUGGUCCGCCAAAACGUAUCUCCACACACCAAAGAAACUUGAGUCUGGAUUUCAGAUCCAUGGGGAUAUUGCUGCCACCAGUCUCUCAGGUGACCAAUACACGCAUUAAUCACACCCAGCAUCAUCGCAAUCGCAGCCUCGACAGCGCCCUGCAACGCAUACCAGAGGUCGAAGUGUCAUCUCCCAAUGCCGAUACCGAGAACACAUUCUGCUCUCCAACGUCCAUACUAGGUACGAAUAUGUGCACAAGGAUUUCCACCACAGCGGCAAGUGUAACGGCUGCCCUUUCCCCUCCAACGACACCCUCGCCAUCCAUCACAUCCAUGGCGUCUUUAGCACCGACAACCCUAACACCGAAGGUGAGCGGGCAACAUCUAGUGCAACAGAGACAGAAGCACCAGCCAUCGAUUUUUUUGCAUGCUCCCUGCAGGCCCAGUGUCGUGGAGGCCUGUCCGACGUUGCGAGUGAGACCCAAGUCCAGCGACUCGGUGGCAGAGUCUGUUGGGCCGGAGAUGGUCGGCGCCAUAGGCAGUGGCACCAGCAAUGGAGAAAACAGCAGCAAUAAUAGUUGCAGCAGCGCUGGCAGCAGCAAGAAACGAGAGGAUCUCACCAGUCUAGGAUCAGACGACUCUGGCAUCAUAUGUGGCUCCGAGUCGGACCAACUAUCCUUGAAUCGCAUAUGCCACUCACAUGAAUCGCUGGAUUCUGGUGAAAUGGAUGCGGACGCAGAUGCAGAUGCCGAGGAGGCGUGCAUAGAUUUGAUCGAGACGACAUCCGUAGACGAGGAGUACAACAUAAUGAAAUCGGAUCAUCAGUGUUUUUAUCCUCGACACGAAGUCUCCAACGAAAUUGACUGUCGCACUCUGCGUCCAUCACGUAAGCAAAGGCGCCAGCAGCAGCUCGCUUUGGAGCAUGCCAAGCAGAUGUCGAAACAUCAAGAGCGUAGCGUAGAUGCUGGUGUUGACGACAGGACCCGAUAUCGCGUCAUGAACAUGUCUCGGGUGGCCAUCAAUAUAGAGCUGGGAACGCCGCCCAAUGAAAUCGAAUCAGUGGACGAACACAAGGAACCGGAUCAUGAUUUUGCGGACUCAUCGACAAUUACUUCAAAUACGCCUCUACCACCGCCCCUGCCCACGCCUACAUCGCCAGCAACGCCAACGACGACACCCACACCUACAGCCACCCCCACACCCAAUGAGAGCACCAAGAACGACCAGGUGCUUUUCAAGAACUUCUUCGGAGCCACCAAGAACGCCAUCUUCCGCACGGCCCAAAGCAUCAUAGAGAACCAUGAGAAGAAGAACGCGGCCAAGCAGAAGGUAGGCGAACAGCAGCCGGACCAUACUUCCCCGACGGCCCUGCUAAACUCGCCGAGUGGUGCCAGCACAUCCCCGCACGACCCUGUCAAGUCCCCGACGGACAUUUCCAAAAAGAAAGAGUUCUUCAGUUUGCUCACGUCCAACUCCAGUAAGAAGGCAGCAGCCGCUGCUGCGGCAGCUGCGGCAAACUCAGCAGCCAGUACGCCAGUCGCCACCCCCACAGAAUCGUCGACAGCAGCAGGAGACUCCAAAUUGCAUUUCUUGUCCGACUCAUCAACCGAUAUGAAGAUGAAGGAGCGUACGCUCAACCUGCGCCUACCUGGGGCGGACACUGAAGGCGCAAUUGAAGGUGCACUUGCCAAGAGCACCUCCACUAACUCGCUGCACAAUCUGAAGCUGCCCGUGCCUGGUGUGGUCAAGUACUUUAUAAGCGAGCGAGCUCCAACCUCGGAUGUGCUGCAGAAGCCCGAAAAAGGCCAGAGCGGACUGCUGCGUUUCUUCGAGUCGCCGGUCUUCAACAUACACUUUGCUGUGCACUAUCUCUUCUACUCGAAGGAGCCGGGAGUGCUCAGCUUCAUUGGCAACAAGAUCUUCAGCUUCCAGGACCAGGAGGUCGACCUAUACAUACCACAGUUGAUCGUCAUGUACGUACAAAUGGAUGAGUUGGCCGAGGUUCUGGACCCCUAUCUCACCAUUCGAUGUCGCAAGUCUGUGGACUUCUCCCUCAAAUGCUUAUGGCUGUUGGAGGCCUACAACUACCAAAUGGACUCGCUGGGUAACUCGCACAGUGGCACCCGAAAGUCCAAACUGGCGCUCAUGAAGGAAAUCUUCUCCAAAAAGGAACAGAAACAUGCACAGAGCGAGAUGAAGGCGGCCAACGAAAACACUUUCGUCGGUGCUGAGCCGAGAUCGAUUGUGGCCAACGCCAAGAAAACGCACUACCGCUCGCAGUCCGAUGCCACUGUACUGCUUACCGAUUCACGACCCCCACAUACCCUUAGUAUGUCCCACCGGAUAUAUCAGAAGCCGCCCUUCAACACCCAAACGCUACUUACUGCGCCUACCAAACUGUGUCUUGGUGACCUGACCUCGGGGCAUGCCUUCGACAACGGCUGCACCUGCUUUGAGACGGUGCGGGGCCAGGUGAACGGUUUGCUUGGCCAGAGAACGCUCUGCAGUUGCGGCGCUCCAAAGACUGCGCCGCAAAAGGAGUUCAUGAAGGCCCUGAUGAAUGUGGGAAAGAAUCUUACUUCGCUGCCCUCGAAGGCGGAGAAAACAUCGGCAUUGCGCAUGUUCCUUAAUUUAAUCAACAAAAACCUGCCCGCAAGAGUUUGGCUACCCCUCUACUCGGACAUUCCACACCACGUCGUUCGCAUUACGGAAGAGAAGACUGCUGUGCUCAAUUCCAAGGAUAAGACCCCGUACAUCAUCUACGUGGAGGUGGUCGAGAUGCCCGACAUCUACACCUCCCCCUUGAUACCAAAAAUGAUGCCGUCACUGCGGCACACCAAGAGCGAGGAGCACUUGGACGGAUCCUGCCUGAACUCGCACCAGCACCUGAGUUGCAGCCGCACCUCCAGCUGCAGCAGCAGUCACCAGAGCUCAAGCUGCCGGCGAAAAAAGGCUGGCGAUGGAGAUGGCGGUUGCGGGGACGGUUGCUACCCACUCUCGCUAGGAGGCCUGCAGGUUCAUGAGGAUGAUGUGUGGUCUCAGGAGGACGACGAGAUCACGUCGCAGUACCUAAAUAUUCGAAAAAUAAGCGAGAGGGAUGCCGUAUCGCAGAUGUCACUGGACUCAUGCGACUCAACUUACCAAGGACCACCCAUUGUCUUCAACAUUGGGGAUGUGCGCUCGCGGCACUAUAACAAUUUAAGCUGCGAGAACACAAAAUCGUUUAGCAACGAUCCAGAAGAUCCUUCGGCAGCGGCCCUAAAGGAACCCUGGGAUGAGAAAGAGAAGCUUAUUCGCGAGUCUUCGCCCUAUGGGCACCUGUCAAACUGGCGACUGCUUUCAGCCAUUGUUAAGUGUGGCGACGACUUGCGACAGGAACUCAUGGCUACACAGCUGUUGCAGAUGUUCAAAAUAAUUUGGCAAGAGGAACAAGUAGACCUGUGGGUGCGUCCGUAUAAGAUAGUCUGUCUGUCAAAUGACAGUGGUCUUAUUGAACCCAUCCUUAACACCGUGUCCCUGCAUCAAAUCAAAAAGAACUCUAACAAGUCGUUGAGGGAUUACUUUAUCGAUGAGUAUGGCACACCCACGGGCGAAAGUUUUCGCCGUGCGCAAAAGAAUUUUGUUCAGAGCUGUGCUGCUUACUGUCUGAUAUCCUACUUGUUGCAAGUCAAGGACAGGCAUAAUGGCAACAUACUCUUCCAUUCGGAUGGACACAUUAUACACAUAGACUUUGGAUUUAUUCUGAGUAUAUCUCCAAAGAACUUGGGCUUCGAACAAUCCCCAUUUAAGCUUACGCCUGAAUUCGUUGAAGUCAUGGGAGGAACCAGCUCGGAACAUUGGCGCGAAUUCAAUCGCCUAUUGCUCGUGGGCAUGAUGUCUGCCAGAAAGCACAUGGAUCGCAUCAUAAACUUUGUAGAAAUCAUGCGAAGCAAUGCCCAUUUGCCGUGCUUUAAAAAUGGAUGCUCCGGCACCGUACAGAAUCUCCGCAAACGCUUUCAUAUGAAUUUAACCGAGCAAGAAAUGGAACGCAAGGUUGAGCAGCUUGUGCAGGAUUCGUUGAAAAGUCUGUCAACUAAACUUUACGAUGGUUAUCAGUACUACACGAAUGGCAUAUUGUGAGAACGGUUUUUUAUGAAGAUCUAAACAGAUUUCAUUAGCAAUAUACUAUAAAUGCCGAUCUGAUACCCAAAACUAUGGACUGACUUUUUGUAAAAAGAAUAUUGUAUAUUAUAUAAUACAUUAUGUAAUACAUCAGUGACAAACAUAAACAAAACAAAAAAAAGAAUGAAAUUGUACCAAACCCAAAUCUGUUAUCGUAGCUUAAAUUGUUCGUUGUGGGCGUUUACAU